AUGGCUGUUACUUGGAGUACACAAACAUUAGCAAAUGAAAGUUAUGUAGAAUACAGUUUAUGGAAUGAAGAAUUAACUUUAAGAGAAAAUGCUACUAUUUCAAAAUUUAUUGAUGGUAGUAGUGCACAUCGUGUAUUAUAUAUGUAUAGAGCUAUUUUAAAAAAUCUAACAAUGAAUACAGUUUAUAUUUAUCAUGUGGGUAGUUUAAAUGGUUGGAGUGGAAUAUAUUCAUUUCGAACAAUACCUAAUGAAAAAAGAAAAUUAUUUGCUGUUUAUGGAGAUUUAGGUGUUGUUAAUGCACAGAGUUUAGCACGUUUACAAAAAGAAGCUCAACUUGAUUAUUAUGAUGCUAUUUUACAUGUUGGUGAUUUUGCUUAUGAUAUGGAUAGUGAUCAGAGUCGUGUUGGUGAUCAAUUUAUGAAUCAAAUACAAGAAAUAGCUGCAUAUGUACCAUAUAUGGUCUGUCCUGGAAAUCAUGAACGUAUCUAUAAUUUUUCAAAUUAUAAAUCUCGUUUUACAAUGCCAUCAAAUGGUGAUGGUGAAAAUCUUUGGUAUAGUUAUAAUUUUGGUUUAGCACAUAUAAUAAGUUUUUCAACUGAAGUUUAUUUUUGGUGGGAAUAUGGUUUUGCACAAAUAUCAAAUCAAUAUCGUUGGCUUGAACAAGAUCUAAAAUGGGCAACAGCAUCAGAAAAUCGAACAAAAUAUCCAUGGAUUAUAACAAUGGGUCAUCAACCAAUGUAUUGUUCAAAUGCUAAUCAAGAUGAUUGUACAUUUUAUGAUAGUCGACCUCGUUCAGGUUUACCAUAUAUUCAUACAUAUGGAUUAGAAAAAAUGUUUUAUGAUUAUGGUGUUGAUUUAGAACUUUGGGCACAUGAACAUUCAUAUGAAAGAUUUAAACGUCAUAUCAAACGUUUCCCUCUUCAUUAUGUUUAA
Messenger RNA from Rotaria sp. Silwood2, 933 nucleotides. NCBI's taxonomy places the organism in Eukaryota, Metazoa, Rotifera, Eurotatoria, Philodinida, Philodinidae. The record is from the annotation of a GenBank genome assembly.